This is a messenger RNA of Ipomoea nil (Japanese morning glory), 3376 nucleotides long. RefSeq names its product putative disease resistance RPP13-like protein 3. Lineage: Eukaryota; Viridiplantae; Streptophyta; Magnoliopsida; Solanales; Convolvulaceae. The record is from RefSeq and is a predicted model, not a curated record. Gene Ontology annotation, biological process: defense response to other organism. Bases 122 to 2863 code for a protein of 913 amino acids. Gene Ontology annotation, molecular function: ADP binding. The transcript has 4 exons.
CAAAAAUUGCAUCUUUCAUUUUUACAUCCAAUCCUAUUCCUCUCUCAUUUCUUCAACUUUCUCCCCUCUCUGCAAAAUCCAUCUUAAUUACCUCUUCGAUUUUUCUGCAACAUCACUGGCUAUGGCGGCUUUUGGUGCUGUAACCAUUUUAAUGGACACACUCCAUCAACACUUCCUCCAACCCACACCCAUUUUCCCUCUUCGCAACAAAACAAAGGUGAGAUUACUUUACAAAAAUCUUUCUUCUUUGCAAACCUCUCUUGAACAAGAUUUCAAAGUGGGGGAGUGUGAUGAAGCUAUCAAAGCUUUGGAAGCACAAGUGAGAGAUGUCUCGGUUGAACUGAGGUUCCAAAUAGAAGACCAAUUGAGAUUGUUUUACCUGGGGAAAUCCAUGAAGCUUAGGCUUCACUCUGCUCAAAAGCUUCUCCCCAUAUUGAAUCGAGCAAUUAAAGGCGGCUCAGAAACUAUGGAUUUCAAUUCUGUGAUGGAGAUCUUAGGGAAGCACUUCACGCUGCCGGUAUCAGGCAUGCCGCCUCAUAUAAACAAAAGGGUCAAAUCUUUUUGCUGGCAACAUCAACUCUUCCUAUAUGGAAAACAAUCUUACCAUUAUGAAAACGAGAGUGAGGAUGACGAGCAAGAUAAUGAUGAACAAGAGAGCAAGAAUGAACAACAGAUUGAUGAUGAGCAAGAGACAGAGAGAAGGAGGAAUAUGUUGUAUGAAGCAGAAAGUGUAAUCAGACAAGAAGUGAGAGCUUCUUAUCUCAACAAAUACAUGAAACAACGGAUACAGGCUACACAGAGGAUUCGUCAACUCUUCAUCCAAGGAAUUAAGCUCACAUCUUACAUCAAUAAAGAGAUGUUGAAUGUUAAGAAUAAUGCAUACCACCAAUCCAACAACUCACAAAACAACAAUCCUGCUUCUCUUAGAGGUCUGGAACCUGAUAGCAUUAUGGUUGGUGAUUCAAAGUCUGCAGUGAAAAUGGUGGGCUGCGAUGAUGUGUUCAACGCCAUAAUAGACAACCUGAGCCAGCAAUCCUCAAAACGAGAAAUUGUCUCUAUUGUGGGAAUGGGUGGCAUCGGUAAAACCACCUUAGCUAGAAAGAUUUAUGAAGAUGCUUCAUUUCUUUCUUGCUUUGAUUGUCGAGCUUGGGUUACUAUCUCACAGGACUAUAAUCCAACACAAGUGUUCCAUUGCCUGCUUCGUUCUCUUGCCCCAGAGGCCAGUCACAACAAUGGAGCUAGCAACUACGAAUUGGCUGAGCAAGUAUACAGGCUUCUAAAACAUCAAAGGUAUUUGAUCGUAGUAGAUGAUAUUUGGAAUACAGAUGUCUUGGAUGAUUUAAUGAGAUGUUUUCAGGAUGACAAUACUGGAAGUCGAAUAUUGUUGACCACUCGGCAAAAAAAUGUGACUGAGUAUGCUGAUUCAGGUAAUAAUUUUUGUCAUACCUUGCGUUUUUUGGAUUCAAAUGAAAGUUGGAAUCUUUUUCAGAGCAAGGUGUGUAAGAGAUCAAUAACUCUAUUGUCCCCUGAAUUUGAAAAAAUUGGUAGAGAGAUAGUAGACAAGUGUAAAGGAUUACCUCUUGCAAUUAUUGUGGUUGCUGGACUCCUCUCAAACUCCAACCAAACUAUUCAUGAAUGGGAGCAUAUUGCAAAAUGUGUCCCUGCUUUGAGUUUAGAUCAUUCUAAUCAGCAGGGUGAGAACAUCAUUGAUUUGAGUUACACCUUCUUGCCUCAUCAUCUUAAACUUUGUUUUUUGUCAUUUGGGUGUUUUCCAGAAGACGAUGAGAUUUAUAAAAGUAGGAUCGUUAAUUUUUGGGUUUCAGAGAGAUUUUUAAAGGUUUUGAGGUCUGAGAGCUUGGAAGAUGUGGCAAGGAAAUAUUUACAAGAUCUUGUGGAUAGAAAUCUUGUCCUAAUUUGUGGAAAGAGAUUCGAUAUAGAAUUAUAUCAAAUGCAUGAUGUCUUGCGUGAACUGGCUUUGAGAGAAGCUCAAAAAGAAAAUCUUUUAUGUUUCAAGAAGGGUUAUGAUAUGAUUAGUUUGAGGUGGAAGAGAAAUCAAUCAAUAAACUCUUCCCAUAUAUCUCAACCAUGGAGUAUCCAAUCAAGAAUUUGCAAUUACAACAGUAUAACUCCUACUACCAACACUUCUUCACUGAUUGAGGUUACUAGGUUUCUUUUGGACAGGACUUCAAGACGGGUGGGGGUGCUUGCACAUUUUAAGUUUUUAAGGGCAUUGGAUGUAUUCAGUGAGGAUAUAAAUGUCCAUAAUAAUUUUUUGGAGAUUGUGGGUCUAGUGCAUCUGAGAUACUUAUCUAUUACUUGUGAGUUAAAUAUUCAGUAUCUGCCUUUGUUCAUGUUGCGGAAUCUACAGGAGCUACAAGUUCGUAAUUAUUCACCAUGUGAACCCCUUGAUAUUUGGGGAUUACCUCAACUGAAGAAUAUCACUAUUUGGUCUGGCAUUACACUAGUUCCUCCAAGAUCAGUUCAUCAUAAUUUGGAGAGCAUUAGAAGGUUGGAUUAUAGGAGUUGUACAAAGGAGUUGUUCAUGAGGAUCCCAAAUCUAAGGACAUUGCAAGUUACUACUAAUCAUAAAAUAGAAUGCAAAGCUCCUAAUUGGUUUGAAAGUCUAGUCUAUUUAUAUAAAGUGGAAACAUUAGUGGUUUAUGUUGUCGUACUUCCGGAGUUUAGAACUAUUUAUUCUAUGGGGAAGCUAAGCCUAGAGCAUUUUUUGCCAAAUCUUAAGAAGUUAAGAUUCUCUGAAACAAAUUUAAAAUGGAAGGAUAUGGAUGUUGUUGGCGAAUUGAUGAUUUUUAAUGCGGGAGUAGGGUGGGCAAGCGGGUGGGGCUUCUUGGAGUGCAUGCUUUGAAAGCUAGGGUUUGAGGAGGAUUGGGUGUGGUUGAUUACGGUGUUUUUUUUUUUUUUUUUAUCUUCAAUAGCAAGGGAAGUGAAGAAAAGGGUGAUUUUUGGAUGAUUUGCAGCACUAAGGAGCCCUUUUGAGAUGAUCGAGAACAUCAUGGGAUAAUCAAGAAGAAGGAUCGCGUUCAAGAGCCAAGAUAAGUGAUGUCUCUAUUUGAUCUGAUGACGUCACACGGGCGUCGACAUGCCCGUAUAGGGGUCGUGGGCACAUACAUCGCAUGGGCAUGAGAAAGCCCAUAUGUACACAGGGGCGCUCACAUGCCCGUUCAACAAUCCCAAUCUUGCGUAUUGAGCUAUCUUUUAUUUUGUUCAGAUAUAGAUUUAGAGGGGGAGAGCAAAGAACUUUUCCCUAAUUUUUUAGAUAGCUUUCUAGCUUAGAUUAGAUUAUUUGUGUUUAUUUAUGUCCCUCCCAAGUGCUAGUUAUGUUGAUUUUUUAUAAAAGGGGAAGACUCAUUUCUAGGGA